GCUCCUGUGGGGAUUGUCCACAGUAUUGAGAGGAUGAAGCUGGAGAAGGAGCUGGUGGCUCAGCUCUGGAGGAUCUCCUGGAACGACAUUCAGAUGGGGAACCUGGAGAAAGUGCUGCGGAGCGGCAGCAGGAUCACACUGUCACUGAGAGGCUCUAACUACGGCUCCCUGAUGACUGGGGAUGGAAACAUGCAGGUUUUUGCAAAAACUGGAUAUUUUAAGGGAAACAUCGUGGCCAUUAAAUACACCGACAGGAAGCGCUUCGAGCUGAACAGGGAGGUCCUGUUCGAGCUCAAACACAUGCGGGACGUUCAGAACGAACAUCUGACGAGGUUCAUCGGAGCGUGCAUCGACCCCCCCAACACCUGCAUCCUCUCAGAGUACUGCCCCAGAGUGUGUGUGUGUGUGUCUGGAGAGGAGAAGAGAGAUCGACGUGAAGGGCAAAGGGAAGAUGACCACCUAUUGGCUCCUGGGCGAGAGCGACAGCCAAUGAAAAGACAGCUUCCAGGGGACAGAGAGGAGGGGACAGUGGGACUCCAACAAACUAGAGAGUAG
Trematomus bernacchii (emerald rockcod) is the source of this 555-nucleotide messenger RNA. Its product is annotated as atrial natriuretic peptide receptor 1-like. Gene Ontology annotation, biological process: protein phosphorylation; receptor guanylyl cyclase signaling pathway; cGMP biosynthetic process. Lineage: Eukaryota; Metazoa; Chordata; Actinopteri; Perciformes; Nototheniidae. The transcript is spliced from 6 exons. Bases 34 to 555 code for a protein of 173 amino acids. Gene Ontology annotation, molecular function: peptide receptor activity; protein kinase activity; guanylate cyclase activity. The record is from RefSeq and is a predicted model, not a curated record.